UUAUUUUGACAGAUCAUAUGAUCGACAGUGGCAGCUCCCAUUUUGAACGAGUUUAUCCUGCAAGAAAAGUGUUGGGCGUAGUUCGGUCGAGAAAACUCUCGUUUUUCAUCUAACAAAUUCCCGAAAUCGUCUUUCGAACUCAUCCAAAAUGGCGCUAAGCGACGCAGAUGUCCAGAAACAGAUCAAGCACAUGAUGGCUUUCAUCGAGCAAGAAGCCAACGAGAAGGCCGAAGAAAUCGACGCCAAAGCCGAGGAGGAGUUCAACAUUGAAAAGGGCCGUUUGGUCCAACAGCAGCGCCUCAAAAUCAUGGAGUACUACGAGAAGAAAGAGAAGCAAGUCGAGCUCCAGAAGAAAAUCCAAUCGUCGAACAUGCUGAACCAGGCCAGAUUGAAGGUGCUCAAAGUUAGAGAAGACCACGUUCGAGCUGUGCUCGAAGAGGCCCGUAAGCACCUCGGCGAAGUCACCCGAGACCAAGGAAAGUACGGUCACAUCCUCGAGAGCCUCAUCCUUCAAGGACUCUACCAGCUGUUUGAGAAAGAAGUAACGGUCCGGGUGCGCCCGCAGGACAGGGACCUGGUCAAGUCGAUCCUGGGCAACGUGCAGACCAAGUACAAGGACAUGACGGGCAAGGAGGUGCACCUGAAGAUCGACGACGAGUCGCACCUGUCGCAGGAGACCACCGGCGGGAUCGAUUUGCUGGCGUUGAAGAACAAAGUGAAGAUCGCCAACACGCUGGAGGCGCGAUUGGAUUUGAUCUCGCAACAACUGGUGCCCCAGAUUCGUAACGCUCUGUUCGGGCGUAAUGUCAACAGGAAAUUCACUGAUUAAGAUGCUUUUUUUCGUGCGAUUGUGGCUCGGCCGAGGAGGGGUCGAAAUUAAAUAGUAUUUUCGGAUAUAUAAAUUGUUGUAUAGGUUUAUUGUCAUGUUAUAAAAUGAUGUAGGAUUAAUUCGUUUGUUCUAUUCUAUUGUAUCAUUCCUUGUGUAUUUUAAUGUUCUGUGAAAUUUAUCGCAUGAUUCCGUUGCAAUCCGGUUUUGUUUUUAAUUGGGAAGCGUUUGUAUAAUACAACAUGUAUAUAGGAUAAUUUUUUUUCUCUGUAAAAAUUACACUGCAAUAUUAAAUGUAUUGUUCGAAAUGGAGGCGAGUACGACUUUUUUUUAUAAAACUACGUGUUCUUAUAAAAUCGUUGGUGAAAUUUUUAAUUUUUUCCGUUUCUUAUUAAGGCCGCAAUUAAUUUUUAAAGUUUGA
Phyllotreta striolata is the source of this 1247-nucleotide messenger RNA. The record is from the annotation of a GenBank genome assembly. Lineage: Eukaryota; Metazoa; Arthropoda; Insecta; Coleoptera; Chrysomelidae.